AUGGUUCCUUCUAGCACGAAGGCAGACAAUAACGAUGUUUCGACUACGGCAAUAUCUACGCAUGUAUCCGUAGCGGUGGAACAAAAAGGGGAAGCAAAGUACCGUGCUUUAGUGAUUGAUUCCGGUCCGAUCAUUCGUCUCGCUGGCCUGACGACUCUGUGGCGUCGGGCGGAUUCUUUCUAUACGGUGCCGGCCGUACUGCAAGAAAUCCGAGACGCCAAAGCUCGUCAGCACUUGAAUACUCUGCCGUUCGAGCUGAAAACACGUGAACCGAGCGCGGAAGCAAUCCAGGCCGUCGUGGAGUUUUCUCGUCAGACGGGCGAUUAUCCCAGCUUAUCGUCGGUGGAUUUGCAAGUGCUCGCGCUGUUGUACGACCUCGAAAAGGAAGGAUGUGCAGAUAUGAGUCACGUGGGGAAAACUCCCAAGCGGACGGUAGGAGUUGGAAAGAUUCAAAUAUUGGCAAACGAUGCCGAAGGUAGCAUUACGGCAGCCCGCCUCGAGCCGCAGGUUGAUCAUUGUGGAAUGGACGACUACUCGCAGCAGGAAGCCAAAGACCAAUCCAUACACGACGAUGGAGAAAGUACGGUGGACGAGUAUGAUGAUGAAAGUGUGACAUCUGAAGACUUAGAACUGGAAAAUGUGUCACAAACAAAUGAUCUGGUAGUGCCUGCGAGCGCAAAGCCCCCCAAAACGUGGGCGGCCCUUGUCAAUCCAAUUGCCGCGUCGAAGGAAUUACCAAAGAAUGACAGUAUUGCCAAACCCGUCUUUGAUCAGGCUCUACACAUCCCUUUUGGUCGGAUGAGCCUACGCUCGGUGGCCGCAAAUAACAACAAGGAGGAGAAUGGACAGUUUAGCGAUGCAGAUAGCGACCGUGGCUUUUCGUCGGAGGACGAGGAAAGCGACGAUGACUUUGACUCCAAUCAGGAAAUUAGUGACGAGGAAUGCGAUGUAUAUAUAUUGGAUCCGGAGGAAGUGGAGCGAAAGAAUAAGACGUUCGAUACUACAGUGCAAGACGAGCACUUGUCAGACUUUCCAAGUCUCGCUGCCUCAAUCCGUGUUCCAUACGAAGAAGCAAAUGAUGAUGAAAGAGAUGCACAAAGGCAAAUUGUGGAAGACCGACGGAAGCAAAAGUCACUACAGCCCGUUUCAAAUUCCGGGAAGCUUUACAACUCAUUUCGAAAAUAUACGAAUUUGAUGAAACCCAAGGCUGCCAUCAAGAAGAAUACCCCAAAGGUGACAUCAACAGUGUCAACACCCGGCGAGAAGUACGACGAACUUCGUACUCAAUCCACAAUCGAUAAUACCCAGUCACGAAUUAUUGGCGGCACGGCGUUUGCUGGCCAGGACGCCGAUUUUGUCGACGACGGAGAAGGCUGGAUCACUUCUACAAAGGAAAUAAAAACCUUACGUGCAGCUGGGAGUUUGGAUCCAAUGAAGAACUUAGGCAAGAGUGGUGAGCUGGUAACUACUGCCAUGGGGCCAUCGGUCGGACAACGCGCGGCUUGUACCACAACUGACUUUGCUAUGCAAAAUGUAAUUUUGCAAAUGAAUUUGGAGCUUUUAUCUGUGGACGGUAUCAAAGUUCGGAAAUUGAAGUCAUGGGUGACUCGCUGUGGAGCCUGCUACAAAGUCUACACUAGUCAUGAGAGUUCUGGUCCACUGGGAAAGCGACUGUUUUGUGAGCGAUGCGGCAGUGAUAUGAUCCAACGGAUUGCUGCCAGUGUCGAUGGCAAAACAGGACGCCUGCGGCUCCACUUGUCGAAGCGGUAUCGUCACAACUUACGCGGAACCAAGUAUUCGUUGCCGAAAUCGGGGUCAGGCAACCGGUUCCAGGGAGAUCUUUUGCUUCGUGAAGAUCAACUUUUGAUGGGAGCAUGGAACCAAAAGUAA
This is a messenger RNA of Phaeodactylum tricornutum CCAP 1055/1, 1890 nucleotides long. RefSeq lists its product with no specific name. The record is from RefSeq and is a predicted model, not a curated record. The transcript has 2 exons. Gene Ontology annotation, cellular component: preribosome, small subunit precursor. The coding region runs from base 1 to 1890 and encodes 629 amino acids. Gene Ontology annotation, molecular function: RNA endonuclease activity. NCBI's taxonomy places the organism in Eukaryota, Bacillariophyta, Bacillariophyceae, Surirellales, Neidiaceae. Gene Ontology annotation, biological process: maturation of SSU-rRNA.